CAGUGGAUGAGGAAUCAACUACCCAGACUUCUCACAUUAGUGACCCUGAGAAGUCUGUCCAAUUUUUGAGUUACAAAGAUGGGGAUGUACAGUAUGGAGUGAGGAUGAAGGUGGAUGAGCUAUAUGUCCAUGAAACUGGAGCCCCACUCGAUGAUACAAUUUUUUGGGAUUGUAAAAUAUCAAAGGCAGAGAGAGCUGAUUUGAUACGUCACCAGAGAGAACACCAAGUGCAUUACCCAAGUUACGUGGGACUUGACCAAAGUAGUAUCAGAGAUGUAAAUACCCCCAUAGUGGGGAAGAUAAGAGCAAUACCAAGCACAUUGGCUUCAAGCUCUUCAGCUGCAGAUGAUACAUGCCGACAAGAAACUCAGUAGCUCCGAACAAGGACGAUACAAGUUCCGAUACAGAUACUGCGUCAGAAAAGUCAGAAGCAACUGUAAGUGCCGCUGACACGGAACCUUAUGGAGAGGAC
Messenger RNA from Owenia fusiformis, 472 nucleotides. The record is from the annotation of a GenBank genome assembly. Lineage: Eukaryota; Metazoa; Annelida; Polychaeta; Sabellida; Oweniidae.